This is a messenger RNA of Betta splendens (Siamese fighting fish), 1865 nucleotides long. RefSeq names its product ADP-ribosylation factor-like 9 (gene arl9). Gene Ontology annotation, molecular function: GTP binding; GTPase activity. Lineage: Eukaryota; Metazoa; Chordata; Actinopteri; Anabantiformes; Osphronemidae. The transcript is spliced from 4 exons. The record is from RefSeq and is a predicted model, not a curated record. The coding region runs from base 263 to 1051 and encodes 262 amino acids.
UUUUACGCUUUGCUCGGCUCAUUUGUUCACGUUGUGCAUCUGCUGCCUCUGAUCCCUCAUCGGCCGCUUCUCUCAGGAAGCGCGCAUCUUAAGCCUCCGGUUCUUAAACAAUGCCGGGCGUAACUGCGCCCUGAUCCGGUCGAUCUGAGGCACUGCAUCAACAAAGAGCAGCGCACUCGGGCCGGAAAUAUCGUGUGGAGAAGUUCCUGUCUGCUAAUCUACUUGUUGAGGAGACGAGGACGCAGCGACCAGGAGCGGCGGCAUGUCGGCUGGAAGGGCGGCGGGCGUCCUGUGCGCCUCCGUCGCUGCAGCGGGAGGAGUCGCGUACCUGAUCUGGAACCUGGCGUCGCCGAGGGAGGAGAAGGAGCCGAGGGAGGGCGAGGGCGGGGGGAGGGGAGAGGAGGAGGAGGAGGAGGAGGAGGAGGCCAGAGCUGCGCCGGACGCCGUGGUCGCUGCUGAAGCCCGGCACGUGAACGCACCUCUCGGAGCAGCGCUCGUCACAAAUCAGACCAAUCAACAGUCCAGGCCCGACCCGUCCGGGGCGUCACAGGUGCUGGUUCUGGGUCUGGAUGGCGCCGGUAAAAGCAGUCUGCUGCACUGUUUUGCCACCGGUGGUUUGGACCUGGACACGGAGCCGACGCAGGGCUUCAACGCCGUCUCCAUCAGCAGGAAGGAGCUGCACAUGGAGUUUCUGGAGAUUGGAGGCAGCGAGGACCUGCGGCCGUUCUGGCAGAGGUACGUGACGAAGGCGCUGCUGCUGGUGUUCGUGGUCGACUCCUCCGACCCGCGGCUCUUCCCAGUGGCUAAAAAGCAUCUGCACGAGCUGCUGACCUCUGACCCCCACCUGCCUCUGAUGGUACUGGCCAACAAGCAGGAUCUUCCAGGUUCCUGCAGCAUCACUGAUCUCCAUGACGCUCUCGCCCUGUCCGAGGUCGGAGACCGCAGAUUGUUCCUCAUCGGCACCCACGCGACGAAGGGCGAAGCAGAGCUGAGCUCAGGCGUCCAGGAUGCUCAGGACCUGAUCUCCCAGAUGGUCUGUGAACACAGAUGAAACGCGACGCACCGGUUCCUCUCUCAGAUUUAACAGGUCUUUGCUGCUGCGCUAUUUGCUUAAAACCUUUUAUUUUAAUAAGUGUCACUUGAACUGUUCAUGGUUAGAUUCCUACUUAUUGGGGAGUUAUUGUUAUUUUAAAUCAACACAGAUGUUCACUUUUAACGCGUUGGCCUGUUUUGGCCACGUGGGGGCGCCAAUGUGCAAGGACUGUAACUGAUGGAGCAGCCUGUUUCUAGAGGAGCUGUUCCUACAGCUACACUGGUCAGUUAUGUUAAUCAUUACUUUAUUCUCCAUGAGUCGCGUUACCAAAGCAUAGUUUUCUCUCACUCUGGGACAUUUUACCUGCACCUGUGAACCAGUGACUUCCUGAAGUGGUUUAAAAACCUGACCAUUGUCAGCUUUAAGGUGCAGCAGGAUUUGACUCAUCAAAACAUUGUUCCCCCCGAGUCACGACACACUCACACCGAGUUGUUUAUUCUCUCAUUUGUUGAGCCUGUUUUCAUUUUAGGCUUGAAAUACAGCAACGCUCGUCGUUGACACGUUGCCGUGUGACCAAAGUGCUCGUUGUCCUCCAUUAUUAGCAAUUUGAAUAUACGAGGCUUUUACCAGUAUAAGUCAUCUCUCGCUGGCGUUGGUUUGUGGUUACAGAUUUAAAUUCUGAGGUUGAACAACACUGUUGCUUUGAUAUGCAGCUUUCUGAGGAUUGUAAAAUGUUUUUAAAAAAGGUUUUCAAAUUUUUCCAGAAAUGUUGGACAUGGCCUUAAACUUUCAGGUUUUUUACACUUAAAUAAACAGUUAGUAGUAAAACCAC